AUCAAAACAGAACGUCAAAGCGCUUCGCAGGAAUAGGUCGUGAAAGUUCUAUAGUCAGUAGUUCGGUCAAGAUGGAUUCGUUCGUUUGUAAGCUCAUUGUACUUGAAAACAAGAACCUGAGGGUGCUGAAACCAAAGAAAAUCGAUAACACAGACAACUUGCCGAGGCCUUCGAGGGAGACUACCCUGAAAAAGUGUCUUUUCGGGGUUUCCUCACCUGCUGAUACAGAAAAAAUGGUGCAGGAACAGUAUGAGAAAGACAGAAGACGGUUCAGCGAAAGGUUUGGGAUUGAUUUGGACGAGUUGGAAAACUUGGAAAGGGAUAGUAACAACGAAAAUGAUAGCGGAAAUGCUGCUCCGAAAGAGAGGAGUUGUGGAAAAAGUAGGAGAAGGAUUUUGAAGGGGAAGAGGAAAACGUUCGAUGAGAGGGGUCAGCUUGCAAUGACAGAUUUCUACCAGUCUAGAAAAUCAUUGCAACCAUCAACUGAUAAGGCGAAAGACUCGAAAGAAAAUUAAUUUAAAAAAAAUUAUGUAAAUAUUUUAUUUGAAGACUGUAAAUUGUAUUAUUCUAUACAGCGUAUGGCCCAAAGGUAUCCUUAUUUUUAGGUAAUAUAACGCUUAUCGAUUGAGUCCACAUCAUAGAGUUGGACUUAUCGAAAACUCCAAAUUUCACAAUUGAAAGGUAGCAAGUUUCUUUUAAAGUUUUUUUUCUACUCGUUGAUGUUGAUUUAAUUAAUUUUUGAUAUAUUCACUCGGUGAGAUGGAUUCAGUCAAUGAAAUUUAUAACAAUUUGUUGAAACUUUUUAGUCUAGUCUCUUGAUGUAUAUUUUUGUACAUUGUCCCUUCACCUUUAUGUAUAUAGCUCAAAAUAAAAUUUAUUUAUUUCCUGA
Molecule: messenger RNA, 889 nt
Organism: Leptinotarsa decemlineata (Colorado potato beetle)
Lineage: Eukaryota; Metazoa; Arthropoda; Insecta; Coleoptera; Chrysomelidae
Source: RefSeq, a predicted model, not a curated record